UGACGUCACUGCAGGCUGCCAUAAUGGGGUUGCAGCUGUUCAGGGAGCAACAAUAACAAGAUCGGCGAGCUUCUGUACAAACACACUUCAGUAGAAACCCCCUUACGAGCAAGAUUUCUGUGGCUUCGCCAUACCAUUGAGCACCCCGAACCACAGCUUCUUGUUGCAGAGGUUCCCGGCAAGAUAGCUCUGGCCUCCGCUUCCUCCUCUUCCGACUCGGAAACCGGCGGAGCUUCGCCGCCCCCGCGGAAGAAACACCGUUUAUCGGUGGCGGAGGGAGCAGGAGAGACUGGGGAUCCAAGUCGGACAGCGGGCCUCUCUGCGGUUGUUGUGGAACUCUCUACUUUUUCGCCCAAUCCCUCCGUGUCAGCCGUCUGCUUUAACCCAUACACUAUCACGAACAACAGCAUAAGUAACAUGCAGGCAAACGGGGCAGGACAGGGACAAGACUCGGAGCUGUCCUGCCUAAAUAAUACCCAAAACGGAGACUCGACGUCCACUGGGGGAGCGCACUCAAACGGCCUUAUAGCCACAACAAAUAAUGGAAAUGCAGUUAGUACUAACAACGGCAUCGUUUCCACGGGGAAUUCAGACGCUUCUAAUGCCUCAACCUCUAACUCUGAGCAAGGCUCUUCGAUGAAAAAGAAGAAGCGUCUUUCGCAGUCAGAGGAAGAUGUCAUCCGACUCAUAGGGCAACAUCUACACGAUUUAGGGCUGAAUCAGACGGUCGAUCUGCUCAUGCAAGAGUCUGGUUGCAGGCUAGAGCAUCCAGCUGCCACUAAAUUCCGCAGUCAUGUCAUGGAAGGAGAGUGGGACAAGGCUGAAAGUGACCUCAAUGAGCUCAAAGCACUGAUGCGCUCUCCUGGUGCUAUAGUGCGCAUGAAGUUCCUGCUGCUGCAGCAGAAAUACCUGGAGUACCUGGAGGAUGGGAAGGUUCUGGAGGCGCUACAGGUGCUCAGGGCAGAGCUCACCCCGCUCAAGUACAACACCGAGAGGAUUCAUGUUCUCAGCGGGUAUCUCAUGUGCAGCCACGCAGAGGACCUGCGAGCCAAGGCCGAGUGGGAAGGCAAGGGAACCGCCUCUCGCACAAAACUACUGGACAAGCUACAGACGUACCUGCCCCCCUCGGUGAUGUUGCCCCCGCGGCGGCUGCAGACGCUGCUGCGUCAGGCGGUGGAGCUGCAGAGGGAGCGCUGCCUCUACCACAACACCAAGCUGGACAGCAGCCUGGGCUCCGUCUCCCUGCUCCUGGACCACGUCUGCAGCAGGAAACAGUUUCCAUGCUACACCCAGCAGAUACUCACAGAACACUGUAAUGAGGUGUGGUUCUGCAAGUUCUCCAAUGACGGCACCAAACUGGCCACCGGCUCCAAAGACACCACUGUCAUCGUUUGGCAGGUCGACGCAGAGACGCAGCAGCUGAAGCAGCUGAAGACCCUGGAGGGCCACGCCUACGGAGUGUCCUACCUGGCGUGGAGUCCCGACGACACUUACCUGAUCGCCUGCGGCCCCGACGACUGCUCCGAGCUCUGGCUCUGGAAUGUACAGACAGGGGAGCUGCGGACAAAGAUGACCCAGUCCCACGAGGACAGCCUGACCAGUGUGGCCUGGAACCCCGACGGCAAGCGCUUCGUCACCGGUGGCCAAAGGGGACAGUUCUACCAGUGUGACCUGGAUGGCAACCUGCUGGACUCAUGGGAAGGCGUGCGCGUCCAGUGUCUCUGGUGCUUGGGUGACGGUCGCUCCGUCCUGGCCUCCGACACGCACCAGCGUAUCCGUGGUUACAACUUCGAGGACCUCACCGACAGGAACAUAGUGCAAGAGGACCACCCCAUCAUGUCCUUCACUGUAUCAAAGAACGGACGCCUGGCUCUUCUCAAUGUGGCCACUCAGGGUGUGCAUCUCUGGGACCUGCAAGACCGUGUGUUGGUGAGGAAGUACCAGGGAGUGACUCAGGGCUUCUACACCAUCCACUCCUGCUUUGGAGGACACAACGAGGACUUCAUCGCCAGCGGCAGUGAAGACCACAAAGUGUACAUAUGGCACAAGCGCAGUGAGCUGCCCAUCGCAGAGCUGACUGGACACACGCGCACGGUCAACUGUGUGAGCUGGAACCCUGCGCUGCCGGGCCUCAUGGCCAGCGCCUCCGACGACGGCACCGUCCGAAUCUGGGGGCCCGCCCCCUUCCUGGACCCGCAGGACUCUGAGGGCCUCAACGAAUGCUGUAGCAUGGACAGCUGAUGGUGACUCCAAAACAGAGGACCUGUCGUGUUAAAACCUACAAACAAUGUUAACGCACACUAUAGACUAAUAGAAGCAUUGAAUCAAGACUGAUGCGAAGAAGUAGAAGAUUAUGAUGAUGAUGAUGAUGAUGAUGAAGGUUAUAUUGAAGAUGGAGAGAAAUGUAGCCAUGGGUUUCAGGCGUUCCUCUGAUUGGUUGCCGUCUUGGCCCGUCAGGAGGAUGGACGUCCAAUGGAACAGCUGGGCGGAUAACUUGAAUGGAACAACUCCCCCAGCGGCCGCUCUGAUUGGCCGAUCUGGGGACCGUUUGGCUCGUCACUUCACGUCAGCGGUGUCUUGUCUGGCGUCCCCCCCCCCCCCCCCCCCUCCCCUGGUGAUGCGAGUAUCUACACAAGGCCUUGGGCCCCCCCCCUCACCCACCCCCACCUGCCAACUGCACUUGAACUAGGCCACCGCAGGUUAUUUAUUGCUCAUUAUUUAUUAUGAUUACGGAUGGAUGGCUCUGGAGCGGACGGAUGCAGCCUUGAGUGGCUGUGGUGGUCGCACACAAUAACCUACUGUGUUAAAACACACUUCUCUUUUCCUUUUUAAUCCCGUUUUUUGAGGGGGGAGGGGGAGGGGGGGGGGGGCAGCGAGGCUGUCAUAGUGGCUCCGCUCAAACUCUCAUAUGCGCUUUGCUGCCUCGAAGCCCCCCUGCUUUUUUGUUUUCUUCUUCUCUGCAGGCGUGUUGGGGUGGGAGACGAGAGAGGAGAGGGGCUUGUGGGUAGCCGCUGAGAAAGGCAUUGUGGGAUAUUGGUGGUGGGCUAGGUCGCUUUAGGGUUGGUGGUGGGGGGGGGGGUCGCAAUGGGUGUAGGAAAACAGCUUUCAUAUCUACAUAUUUCCGCAUGAACUCCUAGCCCGUUCAGCCUGUGUUUUUGUGGAUGCGUGUGUGUUUGUGUGUCUGUCUGUCUGUCUGUCUGUGUGUGUGAGAGACAAUUGAGGUAAAUGAUGUUUUCACCAGCAGAAAAUAAUGAUGUCGUAAUUUACUUUCAUAAUUUCUUUUUUUAAUCUGUGAAGCCGAUUUUAAUCAGUAAGAAUCACAGGCCCUUUUUUUUAACUGUCCCGAGUGUCAAACACUACAAAGGAAACCAGAAAAGUGUGUGUGAGUGUGUGACCUGAGACCUGAGAACUGAACCACUUCUGUUGCCGUAGGGUUCUUUGGCAUUGGCUAGACUGAUUGGUAUGCUGUCCAAUAAGGAGCAGCUUUGUGGGCGGACGCUCCACCCAAUUGGCUCUGCACAGACACAGACACAGACACAGACACAGACACAGACACAGACACAGACACAGACACAGACACAGACACAGACACAGACACAGACACAGACACAGACACAGACACAGACACAGACACAGACACUCUCCCUUCCAGCCUCGGCGUCUGAGGCACCAGGGAGCCCAACAUAUCUGAACCCCACCACUGAGGCCAUUUUGAGGCGUUUCAGCGCUCCACACACACACACACACACACACACACAUAGACUAUGCUCACUAGCACACUAGCAGCAGUGGAAAUACAAACGGCCAGAUUGUUCCUCCUGGGAGGUCACGGGCAGGCCAUGUGUAAAUGCCUGUG
Messenger RNA from Sardina pilchardus (European sardine), 3856 nucleotides. It is a transcript of the gene wdr26a, whose product is annotated as WD repeat domain 26a. Gene Ontology annotation, molecular function: protein binding. The transcript has 14 exons. Gene Ontology annotation, cellular component: GID complex. The record is from RefSeq and is a predicted model, not a curated record. The coding region runs from base 418 to 2241 and encodes 607 amino acids. NCBI's taxonomy places the organism in Eukaryota, Metazoa, Chordata, Actinopteri, Clupeiformes, Clupeidae. Gene Ontology annotation, biological process: proteasome-mediated ubiquitin-dependent protein catabolic process.